Anneissia japonica is the source of this 4883-nucleotide messenger RNA. Its product is annotated as ankyrin and armadillo repeat-containing protein-like. Bases 314 to 4660 code for a protein of 1448 amino acids. Lineage: Eukaryota; Metazoa; Echinodermata; Crinoidea; Comatulida; Comatulidae. The transcript is spliced from 22 exons. Gene Ontology annotation, molecular function: protein binding. The record is from RefSeq and is a predicted model, not a curated record.
UUUGAUAUCCACGGCUUUUAUGUCGUUUCUAUUCGAUGUAUUUGCAUUGGAAAGUAUUAAAAAGUAGUUGGCUGUUUUCUCGUGCAUAAUUCAAGACAAUGUACAGUACUAACUUUCUAGUUAUAACAACAUAAUGAAUGCUUUGUUAGUGCUGCUCUAGUCUAGGCCCUUCCUGAUGCUAGUGCUAGAUAGAGGCAUACUACGUUGUAAGGAAGUAGUCUAGCGUAGCCAGACCAUACACACCUACACAAGUGCAAUACAGUGACCCGCCUGGCCUGGUCAGAUUACAGCCUGCCUGGAGUUUUAUAUCACAAUGUCUGCAGGAGUAGAUGACCCGGCAUUAGUCGCAAAUGCGACAGCCAAUCGCCUGGCUGCACAGGUCUUUGAAAAGUAUGAGAGAUUUGAAGCCCAAGAACUUCUUGCACAUACAUCCUAUCAUUGGCUGCUUUCAGCCGAAGAACACAGGCUUCAAGUCGACACACCGCAAGGCCUUGUGUUGUCGAUGCAGCCAUUCUCACAGAAUAACUGCGUAUUUGCUGUCCCGGUCGAUGCCACUGCUGAGCCUUGGGAUUUCCGUGAGAUACAUCAGAUCGUACGCGAGUUGGUGAUUGGAAUCUACGGAUUGAAUCAGGUUCCAAGCAUUUGUCUUGAAGCGAACUUUGACCAAGGAACAGCUUGCCAUAUCCCGCCAGCCUAUAAUGACACUCGCAUCGGGCAGCUGUUUAUAAACGUUGACUACAUGAUGAAAGCUUUGUGGCAUGGCUCAUUCUUUCCUAAGGAUAAAAGGUACAAGUUUGCUGAGCGAUGGCGCUCUAACUUAGAUGUCAAUUCACAAGGUGUGCCGGAAACAAAGAAGACAAUACUUAAUGAGUUUUUAUUGGCAGGUAUGUUGGACAUUACCAAGGAUCCAGACUUUACUGGUAUCUAUGACAACAUGAAGCUGUUUCCAAUGAGCAUACAUGAUGCAAACAUGGACAAAAAGCUCUUUAUGAGCUAUGUGAAUGAUAUGUCCGUGCAGAUGAUACUGAGACACCAGAACGUCUACCAGCAUCACAACAUGUUCCUCUACGAUGGAACUCAUAAUGUAACAAGUGUUAUCAAGUUGGAUGAAAAAAGAAUUGAUCGUGACACAUAUGAGCGACUGCAAACAAGAUUGCAAGCUCACUUGGAUGUUAUCGAGAACAACAUGCAGAACAAAGCUGAAAUUCGCAGACAGUUGCAGCUCCUCCAUUUUGUUUGCUUCAUGACUUCGUUCCUAAUCGCAAUGAGACGGCGCAACAAAGUACCAGACAUCCACAGGCUUCUGCCACCAUUGCUAGCUGACGACUGCAAGACAGAACGUGAACUCCCUCCCCUGAUGAUUGGACCAGAUUUUAAAUGUAAAAACUUUGAUUUUGGAAAGGAAUAUUUUCAUUUACACGGAGGCAUCCAGAUGGACAUUGAGACGGAUGAAAUCCGAAAGCCCAGCGAGGAGUUUGUUGAAUCUUACGAGGAGAUUGAACUGGAAACCAUGCAGCACUUGGCAGACGUAACAGACCCAGACACACCGUACCAUGAGCACCACAACUUACCGAUCAAAACAAUCAAUGGGAAAUCAUAUUACAUUUUUGCAAUGGAUUUUGAAACCUAUUAUCCAGUAGCUCCACCACAACCUUUGUGGCUUCAUGCAGUUUAUGACCGGAUCAAAGACAUGAAGCCAAGGCGUCUCCCUCUUACUGAUGUUCACCUACACGAACAAUUCAAGAAGAAAUAUGGCUUAAAACAGGCAAUAAAAUUCAAGAAUAUCCAGGAAGGCUUAAAAAUAUGUGCAAUACGCGGACUAGUUGCCGCGUUUCAAACCCUUGCCCGUAAGGUAGCAGCUUCGAGGCUUGGCAAGCAGGAUGAAUUUGGACUAUCAUUACUCCACUAUGCUGCCCUCAAUAAUCGACCCCAGAUAAUCCAGCUGCUUCUGAUUCAAGGUCAAGAUAUAAAUGUUCGCCGUAAUUAUAACAUUACUUCCGUCGGUGAUGAUAUUUGUGGUGGAGAUGAUAUUGAUAAUGAUAAUGAUAAUGAUGACUUGAAACAGAGUGGCCCUACUCCCUUACACUUAGCCUCAAGAUGCGGAGCACUUGAAGCCGCCUUAUGUUUGAUUUGUAACCAUGCGGACACAACCAUGGGGGAUCCAGAUGGUUGGGCUGCCAUACAUCAUGCGGCCUUCUUUGACCAUGCCACAAUAAUGAGACUUAUUAUUCGCAAAUUUGAAGAUCAAACAGAAUUACAAACUUACGAUAAACUACGUCAAACGCCACUGCUGUUGGCAGCAAGCAGUGGUGCCCUUGAGUCUGUGAAGAUUCUUAUUCAGUUGGGAGCUAAUAUCAAACGGCGUGACACCGAAGGAAACAACAUGGUACAACUGGCGGCUUUGCGAUUCCACACCAAUGUCCUGGAGCACUUCAUCAACUGGAACCAUCCAGAUGCACCUGUUUGGAAGACACUAGUGGGAAUGUUGACAUCAAACGACUUUGUGAAGAUGGACAGUGCUGUGCGAUCACUUGAAGUUCUCACAACAUCUUGCAAUACAUACGGCAAGUCCAUUCUUGAAGCAGAUGGCAUUCCAGCUCUUGUAAACCUGCUGAGGUUAAAUUCUGAUGAGAUGCAGUCAUUAGCUGGUGCUGUUCUCUGCAACAUCUCCCAUCUGGAAGAUAUCCGCAGAGCAAUUGCGGGAGCCGAUGCUAUUCCUAUCCUGGUGAAACUACUUGGCUCCCCAUUGGACGAUAUUCAGUCAAGGAGUGCCAUUCUUCUUUCGGAUCUUGCCAGUGUUGAUGAAAACCAAUCAAAAGUAAGUGAAGACAAUGGAAUUCCAGCUAUCAUUAAACUGUUUGAUGCGGAUCUUGAGGAUGUGUUAGUGGAGGCGGUUAAUUGUGUACGUGUUCUGUGCACACAACACACCACCAAUCAAACACUUGUCGCGCAGAAUGGUGGAAUUGACCCCUUGGUUGAAUUUCUUCAAGUGACAAAUUCAAAUAUUCUCCAAGCAGCAGCAGCGGCAGCCUUGGCUGCUUUGACAGCCAGUCACUAUGACAACCAAAACCUAGCUGUUAGCAAGGGUGUCGUGGAGCCUCUGGUAAAACUCGUGAAAUGCAGAAAUGUGACUGUCCAAGUGAAGGCUGCAGCAGCUCUUGAGUCCCUGGCACUGAACAAUUCCAACAGUCAGGCAGCCAUUUUGAAACUAAAUGCUCAAACUGCAUUGAUUAGGCUACUGAAGAUAUGGGCACUGGAUGUAAAGGAGCAGGCAGCAUGUACCUUGUGGGCUUUGGCUGGUCACACAACACCUCAACAGAGAAUGAUAGCAGAGUGCAUAGGUAUCAGUGGAAUUAUCGAUCUCAUUGUCAAGUCUGAAAAGCUCCAGUAUGUUGGUUGUAUGGCCAUGAUUGCUUUAACGAGAGCUAGCAUUGCUCAUCAGCUGAAAUUCAAGAAGGAAGAAGGAAUCCUUCCACUAGUACGCAUUCUGCGCUCAUCAAAGACUUCUGAACGAGUACUGCUGACGGUUAUUAGAGCGCUGGGGACACUUUGUAUUGGUGUUGCUCACUGCAAUAAUAAAGUCACACAAGCUAAAAUAGCGGAGGAACACACUAUACAGACACUUGUGCAACUACUGAGGGCAUCCCAUAAUGACAUGAUCAAGGUUGAGAUUGCUAUUACACUCGGAUACAUCAUCUUGGGCAACAAGGAAAAUGAAGCCUUGUUAAAGGAAGAGCCAGCAUUCAAUAUUCGUCUGUUACUACAACUACAAAUGUCAAAAGAUCAGGUGGUGUGCCUCAAAGCUGGGACAGCACUAUCAACAUUUGCAUUCAACAACACUAAUCAACAGUUAUGUAUUAGAAGUGCCGGCGGUAUUCACAUGGCGACCAUCCGGAGGUUUUUGGAUUCGCCCAAUGAGGUCUUUCAGUCUUAUGCUGCCUUUCAGAUUGUCGUAUUAGCAAGGGUGAUUGUAGAUGAAGACCAGGUGACCCUGUCAGCCCUUGGUGUCACAUCUCUCGUCAGAUUGUUAGCUUCAGAAGAUGAUAAUACCAAUAUCCUUGCAGGAAGUCUUCUUGCUAGCCUAGCGCAUACAAGAGCAGGAAUCACGGAUGCAAUGAUUACCUCUGGCGCGGUGGAUGUCCUCAUUGGUCACCUUCAUUCUGCCAACAUAGAAGUGCGGUCGGCUGUAGCCGUUGCCCUUGGCUAUCUGACAUUUAACCGCAAAGCUACUCGCAUUCUUCUGGUUGCUUGUCGCAAUCGACCAGGAUUAUUUGAGCAGUUGAUGAACAAUCUAGCGCCUGAUGGAAAGAUAUCUACUGAUUUCACGGAUGAAUUUAGAAUUGCAAAAACUGUUGGUCUUCCCGCAUUCAGUUUGGAAAUCCAUGGCGGUCCACCGGCUGUGCCACCACCAAGACCACGAACAGGUAAACUUGCAAGACCACAGACAACUAUGAGUUUGGUACAAAAGACAAGUAGGAGGAAGAUUAAUCCAAGGUCGGCAUCAGCACCUGCUCUAGGCCGCAAACAAACCAAUGGGAAAGCUGGCAAUCAACGGAGGAUGCCUGACUCAACCAGCAUUGAGAUCAUUGUUCCGCUCAAGGAUGAAAGGGCUAAAAAGGCAGGUGAUACAAAAGUGGUGAAAGCAAGGCCUGACUUGUGAUGGACUGUUCCAGUGAGUGCCCCUACCCCCCCCACGAUAUUACUGCUAAUGUCCCGCAGAAUGACAAUGUAAACGUACAUAAAAAUGUGCGUUUUGCGACAACAGGUGUGUGUUGAACCAGGGCCCAAGGUUAUGUAAAGAUUUCCAUGGUCUAGUGCUCACACAGUGGCUACCACCAGUUUAGCCAACUGAGUUAAGCUACUCUCUUUGUGGCAAUACAUCC